AUGGCGACCAGCGCCCUCGGCCUGCUCGCGAGCUCGUACGAGGAGGACGACGACAACGAUGAGCCAGCCGCGGCGGCAGCGAGCACGUUGCUGGUCGUCAACCCCACGCCGGCGGUGGUGGGCGACUACGGCGGAUCGUCGGCGUCGCAUGCGCUCGCGCUCGCGCCCGUCAUCACCGAGGACCGGAAGCACGGCCAGCAGAUCAUGAAGGCCAACCCGACGUACGAGGAGAUGUGGGCGCCCGAGCAGGGGCCGUCGCUCGACGUGACUGCGCAGCGGGCGGCUGGGAUCAAGUCGAAGCACCGGUUCGUCGGGCACGUCGCCAAGAUGACACCCGCCACCGACUUCGCCUUCGACGAGCAGUACCACACCUUCAACGCCUACGGCUUCGCCGCCGACCCGACCAGCGCAAGCGGCUGA
Emiliania huxleyi CCMP1516 is the source of this 420-nucleotide messenger RNA. RefSeq lists its product as hypothetical. NCBI's taxonomy places the organism in Eukaryota, Haptophyta, Isochrysidales, Noelaerhabdaceae. The transcript is spliced from 2 exons. The record is from RefSeq and is a predicted model, not a curated record. Bases 1 to 420 code for a protein of 139 amino acids.